AAAAAGAAAAAAAAAGGCAAUAUUAUAAUUAUUGGGUUGCGAUCACCUGGUUUCGAGUUCAGUGCAUCUGAAACGUGGCGGCAAGUUAUUGGACGAAGUAUAAUUUGCCGAAUGUUUGAGUCACCCACCAAGAGGGUGGGUGAGGUCGAAAUUCCAAACAGUUGGAAAUGGAGAUGGGCGGUGCUCUGUUUCUUCUACUUUUCUGCGGCCCCAUUUGAUUUUAGUCUUGAUCAACGAGGAGCCGACAGAUCCACCACUUCCAAAAGCUUCCCAAGUUUACCCUCAACUUCGAAAUCGCCACUCCAUUUCUUGAAAUCGAAGUUGCUGUAUGGAAAUGUGUGGAAAUGAAUUGUCAGACUGGUUGCGGCGGUGAAGAUCGGGAAAAUUCUGAAUCGGCGGCGGAAGAGAAAAUGGUGGUCUCUGCAUCUUCGUCUUCCUGCAGAUUCAGUGGACUACGGCAAUGGGUCUUCACUGUAAGCCGGUGGGGUUGCGAGUAGACGGUGUGGUAAUAGUCGUACCAUUUUCCCAUAUAACUACUUCAACCGCUUUCAACGAAAACCUUGUUUGGACGGAGGAAUUUAAGGCCUUCAUUCUGCUCUGUUUUCAAACACCGAUGGCGCCACUUUAGCCGACUUCUCUUCCUCUUCUUUCGUUGAUUCUCCUUGUUUUCUUUUGAUUCUGACGUUUUCUUAUGGCUUCUGUGGAAUUGGGGAAGCCGAGUUAUGAGGCUGUGAGCCAAGGGGAAAACAGAGGACGAUUCGAGAAUGAGAAGAGAGAAGAAGCGAGAAAUGGGAUGAAGAAGAAUGGAAAUCGUACAGUAUCGUCUUCCUUACCUAUGCUCGGAUGCGGAUGUUUCAGAGUACAACGCGAUGAGGAAGGGAAUUUGGAUAUAGACGUCGUCAAUGGCUCUGGGGAGCGUCCGCAGCCCACUCACCUUCUUAUAAUGGUUAACGGUCUCUUUGGCAGUGCCAAAGAUUGGAAAUAUGCAGCGGAGGCGUUUUUGAAGAUGUAUCCUGAAGAUAUUGUUGUUCAUUGCAGUAAACGUAAUUACUCAACAUUGACUCUUGAUGGUGUUGAUGUGAUGGGAGAAAGACUAGCAGAAGAGAUUUUGUCAGUUAUCAGGACACAUUCCAGUGUCCAAAAGAUCUCAUUCGUAUGCCAUUCAUUAGGCGGACUGAUAGCAAGGUAUGCCAUUGCAAAGCUUUAUGAGCAAGAUGCACUAAGAGAAGAUGUCCAAGUAAAUGGAGAGUAUGACAAACAUGGGCUUAGAGAUCAAAGCAAAGAAGAGGAAUUUAAAGGAAAAAUAGCAGGGCUGGAACCAAUUAAUUUUAUAACAUGUGCGACCCCACAUCUGGGUUCAAGAGGGCAUAAACAGGUUCCUAUGUGUUGUGGCUUUUAUGCCCUGGAAAAAGUAGCUGUUGGCACAUCAUAUUUCUUUGGAAGAACUGGGAGGCAAUUAUUUUUAAUUGACAAGGACAGUGGAAAAUGCCCCCUUCUUUUUCAUAUGGCUGGUGAUCGUGAAGAUCUCAAAUUUUUAUCUGCUUUGCAGUCGUUUAGGCGACGUGUUACCUAUGCUAAUGCACGUUACGACAACGUCGUUGGAUGGUGUACAUCUUCUAUCAGGCGUCACAAAGAGUUGCCAAAGCUCAAAGGGUUAUCAGGCGAUAGUAAAUAUCCAUAUAUUGUAAAUGUAGAGAUGGCAAAAAUUUCCAGUCCUGAGUUAUAUGUGCCAUCAGAGGCCGAAGCCAAUGGAUACAAGAAAGCUGUUUUGGAAGAAGAAAUGAUCAAAGGUUUAUCGAGCGUGAGCUGGGAGCGGGUCGAUGUUGACUUUCACAAAAGUAAACAAAGGAAUAAUGCUCACCUUACUAUUCAGGUUAAUAGGUACAAAGACAAUUCCGAUGGCGCCUGUGUGAUCCAACAUAUGAUUGACAAUUUUAUCUUGUAGCAUGCAACAAAUUGAAUUCUUGUCAAUGAAUUUCAAGUUCUCAAACGAACAACACCCUGGAAGGAAAGCACGCUCGCUUACGCGCUGGGUUGAUCGUUGCUAAUAACAUCUAUAAUUAGACUGAAUUGGCUUGAGCAUCAGGUACAGAGUCGUGUUGUUUAGUUCAAAAAGUAUUCUUUGUGCAUCAAGAAGGCAAAGUAGCAGAAUAUGACUCAUGAUUCCUACUGUUUACAAGUGAAGAGGCCAGUUUUGUGUUAAAAAGACUUGGAAGCAUUUGCACAUUCUUGAGGUUUGUGGUGUUGAAUACAGCAAUAGCGGCAUUGAAUUGAUUCUUUAAAAAUUCUCUAGCUCUCGAAGCUGUAGCCUCUCCUUUGAUAAGAACUGUAUUCUCUUUUACUUCGGCACUUUCCGCCAAUAAACAUUCAUUUUGCAUAGAAUUUAACAAAAAGUGCUACUUGUACGUGCCAGAGAAGCACAAAGAAUAGUCUGCAGCAAGUGGAAGUGAAAUGAGAGAAUAUAAUUUUGCUUUCCUUUAUCA
This is a messenger RNA of Cucurbita moschata (crookneck pumpkin), 2483 nucleotides long. RefSeq names its product putative lipase ROG1. Lineage: Eukaryota; Viridiplantae; Streptophyta; Magnoliopsida; Cucurbitales; Cucurbitaceae. The record is from RefSeq and is a predicted model, not a curated record. Bases 692 to 1945 code for a protein of 417 amino acids. The transcript is spliced from 10 exons.